AACUGUCAGGCUGCUGCUAAGGUAGCCCCGGUCCUGGCUGUGGCUUUAGCAGGGAGCGGCGGGCGGACGCGGACGGAGGGGUCGGAGUUCCUGGAGAGCUGCGACGCCCAUUGUGUUUGAGACCUGUUCUACUUUCCACUGGAAUUGUUCAGGGAAAUGUCAUAGCAACUUCCUGACUGCCAAAUUCAAGGGAUUCUGUCCAGUUCUCAUCUUUGUAUUUUUACAGAAUGUCAUCAGAUGAGGAGAAAUAUUCAUUUCCCGUUAUGCAGAAUGACUGCAACCAAAAUAGUUCAAGCUCUUCAGAUCUUCAGGAAGAGUAUGAAGAAUUGCUUCGUUAUACUACAGUGACUCCAAAUAUUGAACCAGGUACUUCACAGCCAUCUCAUUCUAAGGGAGAAGUGGUGCCAGAUGUUAGAUUUCAUACUAUAAUUGAUGAUAUUCUUCAGAAUCAAGUAAGAAGAGAAAGAGAAACAAGGACGGAAGUUAGAAAAGGAUGUGAUUUAAAUAUUUCAAGUCAUUCAAAGACAGAAGGGUUAUCACCAGUGUCAUCACCAAGGAAGCCUUUUCACCCCGUCAUGGAUUUUUUCAGUUCAAAUCUUUUAGGCGACUCUUCCACACCAGGGUCUAAUUCUAGUCAUCCAGGUAUCCAUGAAAUAAUUGUGGGCAAUUCUGUUGUUUCUGAAGAAAACCUUCAAAAGGUGGAAAGUGUACUGGAUCUUUGGAGUUCAGGUCUUAAGACAAACGUCAUAUCUGAACUAACUAAAUGGAGACUAAAUUUUAUUGACUGGCACCGUAUGGAAAUGAAAAAAGAGAAAGAUAAACAUGCAGCACAUUUAAAACAACUGUGCAACCAGAUCAACAGCUUGAAGGAGCUGCAAAAAGCCUAUGAAAUUUCCAUUGGGAGAAAAGAUGAGGUGAUUUCCAGCUUGUCUCACGCCAUAGGCAAGCAAAAGGAAAGGAUGGAGCUGAUGAGAACAUUCUUCCACUGGCGGAUUGGCCAUGUCAAAUCCAGACAGGAUGCUUAUGAAGGGAAACUAGCUGACCAGUACUUCCAGAGAAAUUUACUGAAGAAAGUGUGGAUAGGCUGGCAUUCUACGGUGCAAAAGAAGUGGAAGGACGUGGUGGAGCGAGCUUGUCAAGCAAGAGCUGAAGAAGUUUGUGUCCAAAUUUCCAAUGAUUAUGAAAACAAAGUUGCUGUGUUAUCUGGAGCUUUGGAAAAUGCAAAAGCUGAGAUCCAAAGAAUGCAACAUGAAAAAGAGCACUUUGAAGAUUCCAUGAAGAAAGCUUUCAUGCGGGGGGUGUGUGCAUUAAAUCUUGAAGCCAUGACAAUGUUUCAAAACAGAAAUGAUGCAGACUUCACAAAUAGUAAGAAGGAAGAGUAUGGUCCUGUUCAUCUGGAUCCUUCGGCUCCGAUACCCUCAGGAGCCGCCCCAGCACCGUCCUCAGCAGCAGCAGCCAUGGGAGUGGCCAGCACUGCUGCCUUUCCCUCUGCCACGUCCAUCACCUCUGCGGGGACUGCUUCCGCCUCCUGUGUGUCUGCUCCUCUUGGUGCAGGGUCCACGGCUCCCACUGCGUCAGGAGAAACGUAUGUACCCAGAGUUGUGACAUCUGCACAACAGAAAGCUGGAAGAACAAUUACAGCCCGGAUCACAGGGAGAUCUGAUUUUGCUUCAAAAAGCAGAAUUAGUAGCAGUUUAUCUAUAAUGGGAGUUUCUCCUCCCAUGAGUUCAGUUGUUGUGGAAAAACAUCAUCCAGUCACAGUGCAAACCAUUCCUCAAGCUGCUGCAACAAAAUACCCCCGGACUAUUCAUCCUGAAAGUACUACCUCAGCUUCCAGAUCUCUCGGAACCAGAUCAACUCACACCCAGUCUCUCACAAGCGUUCAUUCCAUCAAAGUGGUUGACUGAAAUGUAUACGUUCAUAUUAAGAUCUUUUAAGUGCUCUGGUUUUACCAAGGAUUAGAAGUCUUUAGUUUCAAAUUUUUCCAUAUUUUUAGAACAUCAUGGAUACAUCAUGUUCACCUUUUCAGAAUUAUAAGAGACUUUUUCAAGCCACACCAUCCUUUGUAAAAUAAUAUGUAGGAUUAUUUUAAUGUUAUUUUUUUAAUUUAAGCAAUUAAGUAAAACUUUUUUAAAUUAAAAA
This is a messenger RNA of Myotis brandtii (Brandt's bat), 2142 nucleotides long. It is a transcript of the gene POC5, whose product is annotated as POC5 centriolar protein. Gene Ontology annotation, cellular component: centrosome. Lineage: Eukaryota; Metazoa; Chordata; Mammalia; Chiroptera; Vespertilionidae. The transcript is spliced from 13 exons. Bases 228 to 1907 code for a protein of 559 amino acids. The record is from RefSeq and is a predicted model, not a curated record.